This is a messenger RNA of Myotis myotis, 2151 nucleotides long. It is a transcript of the gene CD300E, whose product is annotated as CD300e molecule. The coding region runs from base 6 to 848 and encodes 280 amino acids. NCBI's taxonomy places the organism in Eukaryota, Metazoa, Chordata, Mammalia, Chiroptera, Vespertilionidae. The record is from RefSeq and is a predicted model, not a curated record. The transcript is spliced from 4 exons. Gene Ontology annotation, cellular component: plasma membrane. Gene Ontology annotation, molecular function: transmembrane signaling receptor activity.
GGCGGAUGAGCCACGCUCUGUUGCAGACAUCUGGAUUCCAGCUGGGACUUGGAUUUGCUGGGGACACCAGCCAGGGAUAUAGGACCAUGUGGCUGCCUCCAGCUCUGCUCCUUCUCUGCCUCCCAGGCUGCUGGUCCCUGGUGGGCCCCAGAUUUGUGACCGGCACCACGGGGGACUCCCUAACCAUUCGGUGUCGGUAUGAGAAGGAUUACAAGGGGUAUAAUAAGUACUGGUGCCGAGGACAGUAUGACACCGACUGUAACAAGAUUGUGGAGACCCAGGGAACAGAGAGAGAAGAGAGAAGUGGCCGUGUGUCCAUCAGAGACAACGCUGACUCCCUCACCCUCACAGUGACCAUGGAGAACCUCAAUGCAGCCGACGCUGGAUCCUACUGGUGUAAAAUUCAGACAGUGUGGAUCCUGGACGAGUGGUCACGUGACCCCUCGUUCCAGGUUCAGGUGUCUGUUUCCCCAGCACCUUGUACGACCACAAGACGGACCACACAUCCAGCCACACCUGCCACGUUCCCUGCGGAGACCGCUGGGCAGAAUUUCAGUACCAACCACUGCCCAGGGGUUCCGCUUAGCACUGUCCACUUCCUGCUCCUGAUCUUCCUGAAGCUGCCCCUGUUCCUGGGCGUGCUCGGUGCUGUCCUCUGGGUGAGCAGGUGUCAGAAGGGCCCCGGAGGCGGACAGAGUCGGCCUGACCAGGGGACUCCACCACGCCGCCCACCAGCUCCGGGAAAGCCCUGUCCAGGAAUACAGACCUUCCGACUGGACCAGAGAGACCUGCGGGCUCUGCACUCCAGGGCAGGGAGGCAGCCGUGCCCGGACUCUGCAGAGACCUAAGCCUUUGGAGGGUAUUGUUCCUGUGCCUUCAGAGACUCCUGGUUCUCAGAGGACACCCUCUCAGGGGAGAAAGAUGAACCUUCGGGCCCCUGUGUCGGGUCCUCCUCUCCGUCCCAGAUCCUCAAGUAUUCUCUGGAGGUUGCAUGCUCAGAAGCCUGGCUCUUUAUUCUUCUCUGUGGCACAAAAGCUUAGCUCAGUAUCCCCCAGGGCAAUACCACCUCCUCCCUGCAGACAGGAGGCUCCUGCCUGCCCAGGACUUAGGCCUGGGACCAUAUGGCGCCCUCAGCAGGCUUGGGAACUGACCUCCCACACGCCCCUCACAACGUCAGUCCUUGAGCUCCCUGGGCUCCAUCGUCCCCUCUUCUGGGGGUCCCACACCUAGAACACCACGAGAACGGGGCGUCAUUUACAGGCACAGGACAGGCAGGCGCAGGCCUGAGUGAUGCAUAGCUUAGAUUUCUCUGUGUGACCAAGCAGAGAAACCUACCAGGAAGCCAGAGACGUGGGUUAGCAGAGCAUUGGCGCGGGAGAGGAGACGGAUGGAGAGGUGAAACCUUGUAAACUCAUCGAUCAGUUCUAGCAGUUUUUUGGUAGAUUCCUUGGGAUCUUCUACAGAGAAAAGCAUUGUGCAAGAAAGACACGUUUAUUUCUUCUUUUCUAAUGGAUAUGCUUUAAUGGUGUCCGGGAGGCCCCAGGGAGCCCCGGGAGGCUUUUAAGCACUCGGGUGGCCGUCGGGAGCAUGUGGCAUCGGAAAUGCAUCGGAGAUCCAUGGUUUUCAGGCAUUUAAACUUUUAAACGAGAAGCCAGAAGUGAAAUUCCUCCUGUCUGGCAUCAAACGCCAUUAAAAAUAUUGUGAUCAAAAUGGAACGGGCUUGCGAGUCCCUGCCAGCCGUGGGUGCAGGAUGUCAGCUCUGAGUGAAGCGGGGACAUCGUAGAGCAUUGCUGUGUCUGCCCGUAUUUACGGCUGGGACCAUAUGGCGCCCUCAGCAGGCGUGGGAACUGAGCCCCUCCCUGCACAGAUGGGCCUGCGGGGACCACGUGCGGCCGUCCCGGGCUGGCUCAGGCCAGGUCCAACUCUGCUCCCCGACCUCGUGCCUGGGGAGCAGCGGCCUCGCCCUUCAGGUCUCCUUGUUCUCACAUGUGACAUGAACAUGCUGGGUUAAGACUUGCACGGGGGCAGUUUUAAAACAUGGAUGAGCCUGACCGGCGUAGCCCAGUGGUUGAGCGUCGACCUAUGAACCAGGAGGUCGAGAUUUGAUUCCUGGUCAGGCACAUGCCCAGGUUGUGGGCUCGAUCCCUGGUU